AUGGCGAAUCUAACAUCUGACUCAGUGUCCGAUUCAUCUCAACCGACUGAUCAGUAUAACAAUCCUUAUUUUCUUCAUGGCACUGAUCACGCUGGGUUAGUCUUGGUUUCUGAUCGAUUGACAACAGGUGCUGAGUUUCAUUCAUGGCGACGAUCCAUGCGAAUGGCACUUAAUGUCAGGAAUAAGCUAGGAUUCAUCGACGGUACGAUCUCUAAACCAUCUCCUGAUCACCGUGAUUUUGGAUCUUGGUCUCGAUGCAAUGAUAUGGUAUCUACUUGGUUGAUGAACUCUGUAUCGAAGAAGAUAGGUCAGAGUCUUUUGUUUAUCCCAACCGCAGAAGGUAUAUGGCAAGAUAUUAUAUCUAGGUUCAAACGGGAUGAUGCUCCGAGGGUUUAUGAGAUUGAGCAGAAGCUUAGCUCUAUUCAACAGGGAGCGAUGGAUGUAACUACUUAUUACACUGAGCUAGUGACUCUUUGGGAAGAGCUCAAGAAUUAUGUUGAACUCCCUGUUUGUACCUGUGGCAAAUGUGAAUGUAGUGCAGCAGUCUUAUGGGAAAAAUUGCAACAGAGAAGUCGAGUAACUAAGUUCUUGAUGGGUUUGAAUGACUCUUAUGAAGCUACUCGCAGGCACAUUUUAAUGAUCUCACCGAUGCCUUCUAUUAAGCAAGCUUUCCACAUGGUGACACAAGAUGAGAGGCAGAAGAAUAUUGUUAAACCAUCUCGUUCUGAGGGCAUUGUGUUUCAAGCCUCUGGUCCAUCUCCUGCUCUUUUAUCUGAUCCAUCUUCUUAUGCGAAUCCAGUGGAGAAUGUUGCCUAUGCCGUUCAAAACUCAUAUCGUCCAAGACAGGCACGUCCUAUAUGCACGCAUUGUGGAAUGACAGGACACAUUGUUCAGAAAUGCUUUAAGCUUCAUGGUUAUCCACCUGGCUACAUCCCUGGUUUUAAGAGCAUCUCCUCUGGUUUUCAUGCUCAGCGAGUGAACAAUCCACAGGUUCUUCCGCCUAAAGGUCAGCAUCAGAGUCAGCAUACUCCAAGGACACAUGCUGUGGCAAAUGUUACUUAG
This is a messenger RNA of Camelina sativa (false flax), 1062 nucleotides long. RefSeq lists its product as uncharacterized. Gene Ontology annotation, molecular function: zinc ion binding; nucleic acid binding. NCBI's taxonomy places the organism in Eukaryota, Viridiplantae, Streptophyta, Magnoliopsida, Brassicales, Brassicaceae. The record is from RefSeq and is a predicted model, not a curated record.